This is a messenger RNA of Bolinopsis microptera, 1310 nucleotides long. RefSeq names its product piRNA biogenesis protein EXD1-like. NCBI's taxonomy places the organism in Eukaryota, Metazoa, Ctenophora, Tentaculata, Lobata, Bolinopsidae. Bases 69 to 983 code for a protein of 304 amino acids. Gene Ontology annotation, biological process: piRNA processing. Gene Ontology annotation, cellular component: PET complex. The transcript has a single exon. The record is from RefSeq and is a predicted model, not a curated record. Gene Ontology annotation, molecular function: 3'-5' exonuclease activity; nucleic acid binding.
UAAGCUGAAAAGGCUUAAUAAAAUAUAAAGUUUGAUUAAAAUAAACUAUCAUUUUAGCUUAUGGACUGAUGGCUUCAUCCAGUAGAUCAACACUUUACGAAAACCUGAAAUUGGUGGAUACGGUCGCUAAGGUGAAAACCACUGUGAAAGAGCUUAGGCGUCAGAAGGAGAUUUCAGUAGAUUGUGAGGGAAACAACUUAAGUCGAGAAGGUACUCUUGAUAUUCUUAUCAUUGGAACUGUCAAUAGGAAAGUAUUCUUGUUUGAUAUUACAAAGAUGGGUGUCAGCGCAUUUGAUGCUGGGCUACGAGAUCUGCUUGAAUCAGGAUGUGACGUCAUGGCGAAGCUGAUGUAUGAUUGUAGGAAUGAUUCUGAUGCGCUCAUGCAUCUUUACGAUGUGAAGUUAGCUGGAGUUUUGGAUCUGCAGUUGGUGGAAAUUGAUAGUAGACGGAAAAGCAAGCAGAAUCAUUGGUUUUUAAAAGGAUUGAAGAAAAGCAUCGAGGUAUAUGAUCACGAUGAAAAGAGUGAACGUACUAAAAAGAACGGGACCGAACAGAUCGAAGAUGCUAAACGUAACGGAACAACUAUUUGGGAUAAACGACCUCUUAGUCCAGAUUUAAAGGACUAUUGUGCUGUUGACACAGUGAAACUGUUUUCACUUCUGAAAGUUUUUCGAAAGAAAAUGGAAAGAGAAAAAAUGUUAGAGGCCUCUGAGCGCUACGUUGACUAUUUUCGAUCUUAUGAAACUUUUCCGGAGACAAAAUUCUACCGUCAUGGAUUUCUUCCAGAUGAAAUUUUGCGAAGCAAUCCAAGGGAUCCAAAAGUACAAUACAAUGAUUGUCAAGGGUGCAAAAAGAAAUUCAAAAGGGCCAGGCUUGAUCUGGUAAAUGCCGGAGAAAAGAAACGUGCGAACUUCUGCAGUUGUUGCUCCCGUAUCAUAACACGAAUCGAAAACCAACCAAUACCAUCGCAAUCUUUUGCAUAAAUACUUUAUGUUCCCGAUCCUUAAAAUGUGUGUUACAAUUAUUAUCAAGGUCCUUAGAAUUGGGAUAUGCCUAUUUUUCUUGAAGAUUAACAAGUCACUAAAGUGAUGAAAACUUUCAAAUAAUUCAUGAGAAUUAGUUAUGUACAUUUUGGUAUCAAAACGGUUUGGAAGACAAAUGUGAUUUUAUGUAUCUUAUUCUUGAUCUGUACAUAUUGAUUUUCAUAUUAUAGUUAUACGAUGAAUGACGUUAUUGCUUUUAAUCGAGUUAUGAUUUAAAUAUAAUCACAAUCAGUGAUUAUAUUUGAUAGGUAACUUUUUUCGCUCUCG